This is a messenger RNA of Penicillium pulvis, 1326 nucleotides long. Its product is annotated as tetratricopeptide repeat protein. Bases 1 to 1326 code for a protein of 441 amino acids. NCBI's taxonomy places the organism in Eukaryota, Fungi, Ascomycota, Eurotiomycetes, Eurotiales, Aspergillaceae. Gene Ontology annotation, cellular component: kinesin complex. The transcript is spliced from 3 exons. The record is from RefSeq and is a predicted model, not a curated record. Gene Ontology annotation, molecular function: protein binding.
AUGCAGAUUCAUUUAACGAAGCACGGCGAAUAUCAUGUCACUACGCUGGUUAGCAUGACCGCCUUAGCAUCGACUUAUCGGCAACAGGGCCGAUGGCAGGAAGCGGAGCGGCUUGAGGUUCACGUCCUGGAGAGCUAUAAGCACAAGCUCGGGGUUAAUCAUACUUCUACGCUAAAGAGCAUGGCUAACCUAGUAUCAACUUAUAAGGAGCAGGGUCGAUGGGGAGAAGCAGAGCAGCUUUUUGAUCAUGUGAUAAAGAACAAAACAAAGCUUGGAGGAGACCAUCCCGACAUGCUACCGAUCAUGGCCAAUUUGGCAUCUACAUAUUCAAGCCAGGGUCGAUGGGAUAAGGCCGAGGAGCUUCUUUUGCAGGUUAUAGAGCUCUUUAAGACAAAAUUAGGCCGAGAGCAUCCUAACACGCUGAAGAGCAUGGGAAAUCUAGCGUCGACGUACAUGAACCUGGGCCGAAAUUUGCAAGCCGAGGAAAUUUCUGUGCAGAUUGUCAGCAUUAUUAAAAGAAAGCUUGGCGAAGAUCAUCCUUACACUAUCACAAGCAUGAACAACCUCGCGGCGAUGUAUAUUGGCGAUGACCACCCCGACACUCUUGGUAGCAUGAACAACCUCGCGUCGAUAUAUAUGCGGCAGCACCGAUGGGAGAAGGCCGAAACUCUCUACAUGCAAGUGGUAGGAGCUCGCAAGAAGAAUCUUGGCGAACACCAUCCCGACACACUAGCAAGUUUGGCAAAUUUAGCAUCGACGUAUAGGAACCGCGGCCAAUUUAAGGAGGCGGAAAAACUCAACAUUGGAGUCAUGGAGUCUCGCCGGUGGGAAGCGGCCGAGAUGCUCUUUGUGCAGGUGAUGGAGAUUCGCAAGGGGAAGCUCGGCGAGGCACAUCCUGACACGCUAAAGAGUGUCCAUAAUGUGGCAUCAACAUACUGUAGCCAAGGUCGAUGGGAAGAGGCCGAGAGGCUCUUUGCUCAGGCGAUAGAGACUCGCAAGACGAAGCUCGGCGAGGAUCAUCCUGAUACGCUGCUGAGCAUAACCAAUCUAGCGUCAAUGUUCCGGAUCCAUGACCGAUGGGAGGAGGCGGAGAAGCUCGAUCUUCAAGUGAUGGAGACAUGCAAAAUAAAGUUCGGAGUGGACCAUCCCGAAACUCAUAUGAGCAUGGCCAAGGUUGCUUUCACCUGGAAAUACUUAGGUCGCAAUGCUGAAGCUAUCCACUUACUAAGAAUUUGUGUUGACCAACGGCACCGGUCACUUGGCUCAGAUCAUCCUCAGACUCGAUCAAUUUCUGAAACGUUGCUGGAAUGGGAAAAGGAAAGCUGA